AUGACACAAGACUAUAUUUCCUCUUCCUUCACUGAGUUCCACAAGCCAGAAGGGAUCGAGGCACUAUGUUCGGAUCUUGAGGUGGAUUACAAUGAUAUCAAGAUUUUGAUUCUUGCUUGGAAAAUGGACGCCCAAAAGCAGGGAUAUUUUACCCAGGAUGAGUGGAGAAGAGGCUUGAAAGCUCUUCGAGUUGAUAAUAUUAAAAAAUUGAAGAAAUCACUGCCAGAAUUGAAGAAAGAGAUCCAGAGUGACUACAAGGUGAUGAAUAUGGAUCAGUGGAAGAAUUUUCUCCGGUUUUGUGAAGNUCUUCGAAAUUAUGAUACAUGCGAAGCUUGGCCUUUACUUCUCGAUAAUUUUGUCGACUGGCUUAAAAAGGAGGCAGUGUAA
This is a messenger RNA of Striga asiatica, 387 nucleotides long. The record is from the annotation of a GenBank genome assembly. Lineage: Eukaryota; Viridiplantae; Streptophyta; Magnoliopsida; Lamiales; Orobanchaceae.